Molecule: messenger RNA, 723 nt
Organism: Puccinia graminis f. sp. tritici CRL 75-36-700-3
Lineage: Eukaryota; Fungi; Basidiomycota; Pucciniomycetes; Pucciniales; Pucciniaceae
Exons: 1
Coding region: 1-723 (240 amino acids)
Biological process (GO): double-strand break repair via homologous recombination
Cellular component (GO): cytoplasm; chromosome
Molecular function (GO): four-way junction helicase activity; 3'-5' DNA helicase activity; nucleic acid binding
Source: RefSeq, a predicted model, not a curated record
AUGAUACGGCCAAAGAAAGGUCAACCAAAAGCUAGCCUUAGCCCCCAGAAAGCAACCACAGGAAUCACGCCACUGAAGAAACUGCUCGAAAAAAAAGACGAUGCACUGAAGACCGAGAUUGCUACUCGAGCAAAGAACGACUAUAACGGCCAAGAUCCAAAGCCAAUUCAAGUUGAGACGGUUGCAACUCUAGCGCGAGGGAAGAGUGCUUUUCUUCUAGCAGGCACUGGAUUUGGAAAGUCGAGGAUCGCCGAGAUGUAUUUCAAGACCUUGCCACCCAAAUCAAAGCCUGUGGUGCUGGUUCUAAACCCACUUGAUGCAUUGGGUGAUAAUCAAGUUGAAGAGAAGAAGGGAAAAUUUACUGCUAUAAACUUAACAAAGCUCACAUUCAACCCAUUUGUUGCCGAGCAAAUCAAGUCCGGUGUGUACAAUUUUGUGUACCUCAGUCCCGAGAUAUUUCUCAAUAGCAAGCUUUGGGAUUCGGUUUAUUUUAGCCCAGCGUUCCAAGAAAGACUUGGCCUUGUUGUUGUCGAUGAGGCCCAUAUGAUUUACAUAUGGGGCCUUGUUGAAAGCUCUAGCGGAAGAAACAAAUAUUCGAUUCUAGUACGACAUCAAGCGACCUCCUCGGAGGGACCUCCUUGUGUUAAGUUCGAGGUAUUACCUCCUCUUGCCCCUCGGCAGAACAAGAAGCACCACAUCAUCACGUCAGCUAGCAGGCAAUGA